AUGGGGAACAAGUCAGUUGACGAUACUGCGGGUCCAACACCCCAGGUCCAAGGUACAGAGUUGCCAUCCUCUUUGAUAAAUGAUGAGUUGUCGGCGGCCCGGUCGCAUGGCGUUGCAUCGACCGAUGAAACCAGUGCUGCUCGCCAGUCAUCGACUCGGCGGCAGAAAAAAUGUCGCUUUUUCAAAUCCCAAAAGGGAUGUCGACUUGGAGAAGCAUGUCCGUAUCUACAUGAUGUCUCGGCCAUCGAGGCUAAGCAGUCUUCAUUGGGGCAGCAGACACCAGCCCAAUCCUCGGGAAAUGAAAGCCAGAGCUCGGCGCAAGCCAUUGUCACUGGGACUGAGAGAUUGAACAUUGGCGGGAAUCAGUCGAAGCAGAGCCCUGCCGCAGCUCCUGUCCAUCCCCAAAGACCAGUUUCCAAAUUGGAGCAGUCAGACCCAAGAGAGUUUCAGAUUAACCAAUUGAGGCGGCGUUACCGUCCACAGGAGGUUAAUGAUGCCCAGGGCUCUACUUUGACCUUUGGCUUGGUACCUUCUGACCCGGACUUCCCCUUUGAGCUUGAAAGACUUCAAUGUAUUCUUCAUGUCCCAAGCUCAUACCCAAAAGGGCGACCCACGCUUGCAGUUACCAAUUCUGAAAUGGAAGCUGCAUAUCAAGCAAAUAUCGCCAGAGGCUUCAAUGAUAUUGUCGAUUUUACAUACCGCACUAAUGGCCAAGGAACUCUUUUGGCCUGGCUGAAUAGCCUGGACAAAAAGCUCGAAUUAUUGCUAACCACCCUGGAGCGUGGGCCAACGCUGAAGUUCUUUUCUAACGUUGGUGAUGGAUCCACAACCAAAGAACCUAUCAAGGCACCAGAGAAGACUUCAACCCAGCCGAGUUCGUCUCAAGGCCAAGUUAAAACGCAGAGUGUUGCUGCCAAGCCAGCACCACAAGCAAGACCUGUAGCGCCUAGACACACAGCCGAAGCAAAAGCUGCCGCUGAGAAGAGACGAGCAGCUGAGACAAAACAGCUCGAGGCACGCCUUGGAAGACUGCCGAUGUACCAAAAAAUGCAAGAUGGCAGGACAUAUGUUAUUCCCAUCCAGCCAACCAAAAAAGAUCGCCUACCGCGAACACUUCAGGUACUCAAGACUGUGAAAUUGAUUGUGCCCCAGCUCUACCCGCUCGAGCACAGCUCAAUCAAGUUGCAGGGAGUCGAUGGCCCUGAAGUGAAAGCCACAGAACUGGGAUUCACCCAGUGGGUAGAACAGACUUCGCAGCUGAGUCUAGUAUCGCAGGUCAACUACCUAGCGAGCAACAUCCAUAAAUUCGCUGAAACACCCUUGCCAGAAGAGCAGGAGGCUGCCGAGGAUGUACCUCCCACCGUCGAAGAGGAAGAAGAUGAGGUUGUGGAGGAGCCUACAAAAGGGCCUCCCGUGUCAACUCAAGAUAGUGAAGACAGGCCACAUCUUGUUGUCAUCCCACGGCCACCCGAAUGGUCGGUUCCUAACCCCGCCAGUGGAGGCGAGGGGACAUCAGAUGAGUCCAGUUACGACGAAGACGAGUUUUCAGAUGAAGAGGAAGAUGAAGAAGGCGGUGCACCCGUCCCCGCAUCCGUGGACAACAACGCACCCGGAAGAGGCGUCGCACUCUCCUUCCCGUACUUGGAACUCUACGGAAUUGAGCUGCUGGAAAUCCUGAACCUCAAUAUCACGAUCAAAUGUGACAGAUGUAAGGUGGAGGUCGACGUCAAGAACGUGCCACAAAUUACAGAUGAGAAGGGCCAGAUGCCGAAAAUGGAGUCGUGCAGGAAAUGCGCUAAUAACAUGAGUGUCGCGUUCCGGAAACAGUUGAUGCAUUCCCAUGCCAAUCGUGCUGGUUACCUUGAUAUGGGCGGCUGUACGAUUGGAGACAUGCUUCUUAGUGACUUCAUCCCAACAUGCUCUGAGUGCUCGACUCCCCAUCCCGCACCGGGUAUACCUGCAGUUCGUGGCGAGAGUGCUAUGGGUAUAUGUCGCCAGUGUCAUCGCAAAAUGGUGUUCAAGAUCCCUGAGGUGAAAUUCCUUCUGGUGGGAAGUGCAGCAAUUACUGCUCGUGGAGCUCUCCCCCUCAAAAGAAAGCCCCAGGAAGUCCUCGGCAUUGUCGCAGGACAAGAACUUCCACGACGCGGUCGUUGCCAGCAUUAUGCGAAGAGUCAACGCUGGUUCAGAUGCCACGACGCGGAAACUGAUCACCCGAACGAACAUGCGAAUCGUAUGAUAUGUGGCUACUGCUCCCGCGAGCAAAUCUACAGACCUGAAAACUGCGGUAUCUGUAAAGCGGUCUUGAUCGGAAAGGCAGGUAGUGGGUUCUGGGAGGGUGGAAAAGGAACGAGAAACCGAACUCUGAUGAGUCGGAAAGAUCCGAGGAAGUUCAAGCGGGUUGGAGCUAAUGCUCCUACUUCGAGUUCAUCGAAGCGGAAGUAA
Penicillium vulpinum is the source of this 2442-nucleotide messenger RNA. RefSeq names its product Zinc finger CCCH-type. The record is from RefSeq and is a predicted model, not a curated record. The transcript has 10 exons. Lineage: Eukaryota; Fungi; Ascomycota; Eurotiomycetes; Eurotiales; Aspergillaceae. Bases 1 to 2442 code for a protein of 813 amino acids. Gene Ontology annotation, molecular function: zinc ion binding.